AUGUCUAUGCUACCCCCCAAGACCUACAGGAAUUUCACUGACGACGAAAAAAUCAUCAUAGAAUUGUGGGCUGGUUACUUGAAUAUGGGCUUCCGGGAAUGGCGUGAUCAGCAAGAUGAAGAAAAUGAUAUUGUAAAGGAGAUUUUUCGGCUAGUAGGCAAGGGUCUGAAUACCAGUGCCAGAAUCAGUUCCGCUUACAAGAGUAUUCCAAAAGGCUCAUCCAAUCCCGAUUUUGAUCGUAUCUUUAUCGUCAACAAGGCUCGCCGGUUUUUCAGAACACAUUUAAGAGACUGGAGGAACCUUAGCACAGACUUUGUCGCAGCCAAUGAAAAGAUACUUAUCGAUAAGAUUGCAGCUGAAUGUGGUACUAGACUUGAGAUUUCCAUAAUUGGACAACACUAUCUUCAGUACAAAAUAAGCGGUUAUGAAGACUUUAUUGUAAUGGAAUGGGCUGAGCAUUGGAAGACUGAUUACGACACUAACCGGGAGCGCGAAGAUGGAAGAAAGCAUGUCGUGUCAAAGCUCAGAUACUUCUUCGGAAAUGCUACAAGCGAGCGAGCCAUUCGAAGUCGUUACAUGAGAGAACGCCCACAUGAUGAAGGAUGGUACCCUGCCCAGCCAAGGAAAACUCUGGAGGAACUUCGACAAGCGCCAAGCAGCGGGCCAAGAUACCCAAGAUAA
Molecule: messenger RNA, 681 nt
Organism: Botrytis byssoidea
Lineage: Eukaryota; Fungi; Ascomycota; Leotiomycetes; Helotiales; Sclerotiniaceae
Exons: 1
Coding region: 1-681 (226 amino acids)
Source: RefSeq, a predicted model, not a curated record